AAAGUCAAUGAAUCAUGGAUAAUCAGAGAGUCAAUGUUGUGCGACAGGAUGGCGCGUCCUAAGAACCUGUUCGCCGGUGGACCGCAAACACGGAAGUGGCGUGGAACGCACAGACGGCAGAGUGAUCGUCCACUGGAGACGUGCGCCGCGCAGUGGGAAGUGUGGACGUGACUGAGGCGGAGCGCUCGGUGUGCCUCGUCACUUACCGUCAGCACGACAGUCUGCCAGACCAGAUAGAAGUGUGGAUCCAAUGUAUUAUGGUUGUCUGCUGACGAUGAUCCAGCACUUCUGGAAAUGGGGAAACCUCAGAGCCAGCUGAAUGAGAGGAUAUUAAACAUCACCUUGGAAAUCAUCUUCCUGCUGACCGGAGAGGAUUAUGGACCUGUAAAUGAAAAUGUGAUACGCAGCAGUGCCCACCAUGUGUCUGGAGGAUGUAGUAGCACUCAGAAACCCAUCACAGAGCCACCAAUUCACUCACUGAUACAUGAGGAAAACCAUGAACACCAGAUCCUGGACCUCACCAAGAAGAUCAUUGAGCUGCUGACUGGAGAGGUUCUUAUAAGGAGUCAGGAUGUCGCUGUCUAUUUCUCCAUGGAGGAGUGGGAGUAUAUAGAAGAACACAAGGAUCUGUACAGGGAUAUUGUCUUCACUUCCCCGGAUUUGUCUACAGCUACACAUGAACUUGGGGAACGCUGUACACCUGUUUCUUCGCCCUUUUAUUUGAAGAAUACAAACUGUCUCCUUGCGACCAUACAGGACGUAAGAUGUUCAUCAAUAGGGAAACAAAAUAUGACAAACCAUUGGGACACUGUUGCCAAAAAAGCUAUUUCUUGUGAGGCAAGAUGUCUCCGCAACAGCAUUAUUCCACCCACAGGUCAUAUAGAGCAAGCUCCACAAAUAAACUACGGUAGUUUACAUACUGAACUUUCUAAAGAGCAUAAAAAUGCCAUUAAUUACAACCAUCCUGAACUUUUAGACCAUACAUAUGCAAUUACUGCACGUUAUAAACCACUAUUACUUGAGGAAAGAAACCCCACAGACGCAGGCAUUUCUGCACCCACAAAUCAUGCUCAGUUUAAGGAAGAACCAAAUUUAUAUGAUGACGGCAGUGUAACAUACACUGACCUCCACACUCCCAUGGGUCCAAUACAAUAUACAUCUGUCCAUAUUAAGGAGGAAUCUAUGUCAUGUGAAGGAAAUACCAUAGAUAGUAUCACAGACCAUAAGCAAGAAUAUCAAUUUACUCAUAUUAAGGAGGAGCCAACCUCAUGUGAAGUGUCCUAUUUCACAGACAGUAAAUGUUAUACACCCACAGAUCCUACGCAAGCUCUGUUUCAUAUUAAGGCAGAACCAGACUCGUAUGAUGGAGAAUGUCUUGAAAACACAGCCAUUCGCACCCCUAUAUACCAUAUGCACCAAUAUACAUCCCAUCUCCAAGAGCAGCAGCCAUCAGAAAUUGACAUAUACUUACCAACAGACACACAACAUGCAGGUGGUGGCAAAGAUGUCCAUAAAAAACAUGUUCAACAACAUAAAUCGCGAGACAAGCCAUUUUUAUGCACUGAAUGUGGGAAACGUUUUCUGUGUAAAUCAGGACUGUCCACGCAUAAGAAAAUCCACAUGUUUAGGAAACUGCACACUUGCACCGAAUGUGGAAAAUCUUUUCUCAGUCAUUCCUAUCUUGUAAGACAUCAGAAGAUUCAUUCUGGAGAAGAAGCUAAUUCUUGUGAAGACUGUGGUAAGUGUUUUUUGAAAGCAUCAACUCUCAGUGUUCACCAAAAAGUCCACACUAGGAAAGGCCCAUUUUCCUGUACCAGAUGUGGAAAACGUUUCCUCAGGAACUCGAACCUUAGCCGACAUCAGAAAAUUCAUGGACUUGAGAAACCGUUUGCUUGUUCAGAAUGUGACAAGUGGUUUUCUAGCAAAUCUGAACUUGUUGAUCAUCAGAGACAUCACUCGGGAGAAAAAACAUUUUCCUGCCCCACUUGUGGGAAAUCUUUUAUUAAAAUACAGAACCUGUUGAAUCAUCAAAGGCUGCACACUGGGAAGAAUCCAUUUUCUUGUAUCGAGUGUGGAAAGCUCUUUACCAGUAACACCUAUCUUAUACGCCACAUGAAUCUGCAUACAAGGAAGAAGACGUCAUAUCCUUGUCCAACCUGUGGAAAAUAUUUUAAUAGUAAUUUAGAUCUCACUAUACACCAGAGAAUCCACACAGAGGGAAAACCAGGGACAAGUUCUGAAUGGCGAAAAUGUUUCAUCCGUAAGUUAGGCUUUGUUAUACAUCAGCGGAACCAUGCUAAAGAAAAACCUUUCUCAUGUCCCAUAUGUAAAGAGCGGUUUGUAAAGAAAAUACAUUUGUUUCGUCACCAGAAAGUUCACAGUGACGAGAAAUCUCUGAACGCAUAGGAAAUUUCUUAUAACAGGAUAACGGAUUAUACCGCUAUCUGCGGAAGUCCCACACAGAUGAAUGGAGUGGCAGCAUACAUGCGUGACGUUUCUCCGUUUAUUUAGGGGACUCCAGUUUCAUGAAUGGGGGUUCCAGUGGAUGGACCCCCCACUGAUCAGGCACUUAUCAUCUGUCCAGUAUAUACUGUAGGUGAUAAAUUAUCAAGGUGGGACAACCCCAUUAAAUGUAAUUCAGAUGUAUUUAGUUUUCAAAGUAUUUAAUAAAGUGAAAGAAUUAUACAGAUCAAUUUCCCUUCAGAGCAAGAGUUUCUGAGAAACAUGGAGGGGUCAUUGUUACAGCAUUCACAUGACAUUGAUAAGGAAAUACGUCUACAGACUUGCCUCACUUGGUUCACUAUAGCUUUUUGUGAUGACUACUGGUGCUAUUCAAAGCUGCUUGGAGGAGCAUACACAGCCUGCUUCGUCAGUGUCGCUGAUGCAAUCACAUUUAUGGUACCUGGAAUAUAUUCUUAUUGAGUUGUCAGUAUACAUAGAUUUUUGCAUUAUAUUCAGGUUUUGAAUGCUAUUAUGGUCUGACUUACUAUGUACUCUCCUUUGUUUAGGUCCGUUUACGUACAAUUGAAGUCAUAAGUUUACAUACCUUCAUUAAAACUCUGUUUUUCACAAUUCCUGGUAUUUAAUCUUGGUACACAUUGCCUCUCAUAGGUCAGUUUUCAAGAAUGGGAAAUGUCAGAAUAAUAGUAGAGACAAUGUUUUAUUUCAGCUUUUAUUUCUUCACAUUUUCAGUGGCUCAGAAGUUUACAUACAUGUAGUUAGUAGCACUGCCUUUAAAUUGUCUAAGUUGGGUUAAAGGUUUUGGGUAGCCUUCCACAAGAUUCUCCCAAUAAGUUGCUUAGUCAGGGUUGUAGGCCUUCAUGCUCACACACACUUUUCUAGUUCUGUCCAUAUA
Bufo bufo (common toad) is the source of this 3355-nucleotide messenger RNA. Its product is annotated as oocyte zinc finger protein XlCOF7.1-like. Lineage: Eukaryota; Metazoa; Chordata; Amphibia; Anura; Bufonidae. The record is from RefSeq and is a predicted model, not a curated record. The transcript is spliced from 5 exons. Gene Ontology annotation, biological process: negative regulation of transcription by RNA polymerase II; regulation of immune system process; regulation of cytokine production. Bases 295 to 2406 code for a protein of 703 amino acids.